CGAUGCAGAAGAAACAGCGCGGGUCGAGUAGCCGCUGUGCUUUUGGGAAAUUGAGUAUUCGCUGUAAUCAAACUCGUGUUGAUCGUGAAUUUUACCAUAACUCUUUAUAUAACCAAGAGUUUUGAAUUCUAGUUGGGUCUUUAAGAUGUUUAAUCAAUAGCACUGGUGUAAUAAGUCAUCCAGUAGCUUGCCAAGCCCAAAAGUGAUUUGUUUUGCUGUUAGCUAAUAGUCGUGUUUAAUGAGCGUUUGAGUCAUGCUGCUAGAUGUGCUACAGGGAGCAGAGGCUGGAGGAUUCAUACUCAUUCAAGAUACUGUCAAAUGCACAGGUCGGGGCAUCCUCAAGUGUUUUAUUAAUGCAGCAUUGAAGAGGGGCGAGGACGUACAUGUGCUGGGAUUCGAGGCGAGUGAAACAGAAGUGUGUGCUGGCUUGGACAGAAGCUGUGUGCAGAAGCUUCAUUUUCAUAAGGGUUUCCCUGAUCCCCUCGGCUGGAUGUGCAGAUCGUCUUUCACCGUCGAUCAGCUCACUUCUCAACACAUAACUAAGCUCAUCAAAGACUCGCAGCAUGCCAAAGCACCAGUACUUGUUAUUGACUCCCUCUCAUUGGUUUUAAGACAUCAUGACCCUGUUGUCAUCUCUCGAAGACUUCAAGAGCUCAGAAAGGGAGGAGAUAUUAAAACUAUUAUCAGUCUCCUGCAUUCAGAUUUGCACCUACAAGGUGUUGUAGGGAUUGUAAGCCACUUAGCCAGUACUGUUAUCUCUGUGGCACCUGCAAACAAUGAGCAUUAUGCUGUGGCUACGACUACACGACGCACAAAGUCAGGCAAAGUUAUGCAAGAGGAAGAGUAUUUCAAUGUGUCCGAGGACGUGACCCUUUCUGUACAGGCCAAACUCCGUCAACCUGGGCAUGUACAGAAAGAGCAAAAAGUAGCAGAGGCUGAUCCAGCAUCAAACUUGACCUUCAAUCUACGCCUGUCUGAGGAGGAGAGAAAAGCCAAGGAGAAAGUGGCACUGCCAUUUGUUUUUAGCCAAGAGAAAAAAUCAGCUCUUCUGAGGCCGACUCCUGGCUCGGGACGGAUCAUGUACGAGCCUGAUGCCAACGAUGACUUUGAUGAGGAGGAUCCAGAUGAUGAUCUUGAUGUGUGAAUGAAGACACAUCAUAUCCUAAAUCUGGGAAUGUCAACUCCAUCUUUAUAAAUUAUUUAUUUAUGAUUCUUUAUUUUAUUAUGAAUCAAAUAGUCAGUCUAUUCUCAGCUAUUACAAGGCCAGGUUUGAGGAUUUUAUUUUGACAUAAAUUGAUGAACUUCUUAGUAAUGUUAUGCAGUUUUUGUAUUUGUGGAUAAAAAGCACUUAUUUUCAAGCACUGAUUUGAAAAUAUUUAAGCAUAAUUGCCCAAUUAUGAUUAUUCUUGACACAUUACUAAGCUCAUUUUGUACAGUUUAUAUCAUUCUGGGAUUUUUAUGUGUUGUAGACAUGCAGCUUUUCACUUGUUGGCGGAGAUCUUGAACAAAGCUCAUGGGACAAUACCCAAACUUUGUGCCAUGUGAGGUCAGACAUGCUCCAAACAAAAUAAAGUACAAUAAAUGAUCAAUAAAAUUGUAUUGAAAGUCUAACAUGCAUACAAA
This is a messenger RNA of Rhinichthys klamathensis goyatoka, 1623 nucleotides long. RefSeq names its product elongator acetyltransferase complex subunit 5 (gene elp5). Gene Ontology annotation, cellular component: nucleus; cytosol; elongator holoenzyme complex. NCBI's taxonomy places the organism in Eukaryota, Metazoa, Chordata, Actinopteri, Cypriniformes, Leuciscidae. The record is from RefSeq and is a predicted model, not a curated record. Gene Ontology annotation, molecular function: tRNA binding. The transcript has 8 exons. The coding region runs from base 254 to 1144 and encodes 296 amino acids. Gene Ontology annotation, biological process: tRNA wobble uridine modification.